CGCUCUUCUCGGUUGGAAGAGCCUCCACAUAUGCUCCCAGCUCGACCGUCUGUGCGUGAAGACCACGAAGUGGUUCGAGGGGGAAAGCAAGAAGGGUCGUACAACGAAUUACAAAGGAACAGGAUGAGAACUUCCUGACAUUUUGUUGUGGUAGAAGUGUAAAUUCUUCAUAGUGCCAUUCAAAUGCACAUUUGAAGCAACUUUCCUCUUAGAAUAUAUGGGUUGUUGUGUUGGAGGGCUAGCGAAAUCUCAAUCAGCUAAUGAUAGAAUAUUGGGUCCACCCAAGAAGCGGAACAUAGGCCAGUUAUCCAUCCAGAAGAAAAGACAAUGGUCAUCAAGUCCUGAACCUGAAGUAAUGGAAAACAAUGUUAGCAAUUCUCUUUCCCUGGUGACGAAUGUCUCCUCGUGUCCCACUACUGUCAAUGAUGAGACCAAGUUAAUGGAGGAAAAUGCUAACAAUGUUUCAUUCGUCAACCAAGGUGCUAUAGCCUGGAAUGAGAUGAGAAGGGCGUGGGUUGGAGAUCGGUCAAAAAGGCCCCACAGAGCUCCAAGGGAACCGACAAUAAGCUGGUGUGCAACCUACGAGGAUUUGCUCUCGACCAACCGACCUUUUCCACAACCCAUCCCAGUAUCUGAGAUGGUAGAUUUUUUGGUCGACAUUUGGCAGGAGGAAGGACUUUACGAUUAGCAGUACUCUUUGCUAGUGUGGAAAUUUUGUCUGCCCUUCUCGUUAGCUAAAUUAAGUAGAUGUAUUUUUUUGUCAUGGGGGUGUUCUUGUAUAAAAACAAAAUGCAUUGGCGUCACCAUUCGACCCCAAGAAAAAAUUGUGUUAAUGGUAUUAGGUGAAGAAAGUAAACAAGCAAAGCAAAAAGAACCGUUCUAUUAAUCA
Musa acuminata subsp. malaccensis (wild Malaysian banana) is the source of this 889-nucleotide messenger RNA. The record is from RefSeq and is a predicted model, not a curated record. NCBI's taxonomy places the organism in Eukaryota, Viridiplantae, Streptophyta, Magnoliopsida, Zingiberales, Musaceae.